Physeter macrocephalus (sperm whale) is the source of this 621-nucleotide messenger RNA. RefSeq names its product calmodulin-1-like. Lineage: Eukaryota; Metazoa; Chordata; Mammalia; Artiodactyla; Physeteridae. The record is from RefSeq and is a predicted model, not a curated record. Gene Ontology annotation, molecular function: enzyme regulator activity; calcium ion binding. The coding region runs from base 1 to 450 and encodes 149 amino acids. The transcript has a single exon.
AUGGCUGAUCAGCUGACCCAAGAACAGAGUACUGAAUUCAAGGAAGCUUUAUCCCUCUUUGAUAAAGAUGACUAUGGCACCAUCACAACAAAGGAACUUGGAACUGUCAUUAGGUCAUUAGGUCAGAACUCAACAGAAGCAGAAUUGCAGGAUAUGAUCAACAAUGUGGAUGCUGAUGGUAAUGUCACCAUUGACUUCCCAGAAUUUUUGACUAUGAUGGCUAGAAAAAUGAAAGACACAGAGAGCAAGAAAGAAAUCCGUGAGGCAUCUUGGGUCUUUGAGAAGGAUGGCAAUUGUUACAUCAGUGCCACAGAACAAUGUCAUGUCAUGACAAACUUAGGAGAAAAACUAACAGAUGAAGAAGUAGAUGAAAUGACCAGAGAAGCAGAUAUUGAUGGAGUUACACAAGUCAACUAUGAAGAAUUCAUACAGAUGAUGACUGAAAAAUGAAGAUCUACUUUCAACUCCUUUCCCACCCCUCCACCUCCUGGAAAGAAUCAAAUUGAAUCUUUUACUUACCUCUUGCAAAAAACAAAACAAAACAAAAACUGAAUGUCAAAAGUACCUUCUGUCCACACACACAAAAAAUCUGCAUGUAUUGGCUGGUGGUCCUGUCCCCUA